UUCAGGGAUAUAUUUAAGAUUUUCCCUCUGACUUCAAGGCGGCCAUGAGAUACUGCCGGCGAAGCUCACUCUUGUUGUUCUUGAUGGCUUUUGCUUUGAAUAUUAAAGAACCCACACGAGCUCCCUUUUCUCCUUGCAUCAGCAACACCCCACCUGUUCUUUUUCAUCUCAAUUAUUGCCCUUUAAAAAGAAAAAAAAAUCGAGGAGGGAGCCGGUUGUGUGGUUGUGUGUUUGUGUGUAUAAAUAACAGCGUUGUAUCAUGACUCCAAAGCCGAGUUGAAUACAGGGUGUAGAAGAGAAGAUAGAAAGCAGAGAUCGAAGGAAAGGAAAGAAAUGGCAGCCAGCACCAACCCCAUCCCUUUACUCGCUCCAUACAAAAUGGGGAAAUUCAACCUCUCUCACAGAGUUGUUAUGGCACCAUUAACAAGGAAUAGAUCCUACAACAACAUGCCUCAACCACAUGCCAUCCUAUACUAUUCUCAACGCGCUACCAAUGGAGGCCUCCUCAUUUCCGAAGCAACUGGGGUUUCUGACACAGCUCAAGGAUAUCCUGAAACUCCUGGAAUUUGGACUGAAGAGCAAGUGAAAGCAUGGAAGCCAAUUGUGGAUGCUGUUCAUGAGAAAGGUGGCAUUUUGUUUUGCCAAAUUUGGCAUGUGGGUCGUGUCUCCACUUAUGAGUUUCAGCCGAAUGGGGAAGCUCCCAUAUCAUGCACUGAUAAAGGAGUGACACCAGGUCUUGACGGAGAAGACUGGUCACCUCCUCGUCGAUUAAGAGCCGACGAACUUCCUUGCAUUGUUAAUGAUUUCAGACUCGCUGCCCGCAACGCCAUUGAAGCUGGAUUUGAUGGAGUUGAGAUUCACGGGGCAAAUGGUUACUUGAUUGAUCAGUUCCUUAAAGAUCAAGUAAAUGACAGAACUGAUAAUUACGGUGGGAGCUUGGAAAAUAGGUGCCGCUUUCCAUUGGAAAUAUUGGAAGCUGUAGUUGAUGAAGUUGGAGCUGAUAAAGUUGGCAUGAGACUAUCUCCGUAUGCUAACUACAUGGAAGCCGUUGAUUCAAACCCAAAAGAACUUGGCCUUUACAUGGCAAAUGCAUUAAACAAAUUUGGGAUUCUUUAUCUCCAUGUAAUUGAGCCAAGAAUGGUUAAAGCGAACGACAUAUAUGAAACUCCUCACAGUCUACUUCCAAUGAAAAAUGCCUUUGAAGGGACUUUUAUAGCUGCUGGAGGAUACCGUAGAGAUGAUGGUAACAAGGCUAUAGCUGAGAAUUACGCAGAUCUGGUGGCAUUUGGAAGAUUGUUUCUGGCUAAUCCAGAUUUGCCAAAACGAUUUGAGUUAAAUGCUCCUCUUAAUAGGUACAACAGGAACACUUUCUACAUUCCUGAUCCUGUUGUUGGCUACACUGACUAUCCUUUCCUUGAUGUUCUGGCUUAAACGAACAUUAAUAUCGUUAACAGCAUGUAAUACGUACUGAAGUUUUCUGCUUCUUCUUCUGGUAUAUAAUAAAUGUUUCAGCAUGUAUAAAGUAUGGUGAUGGUGGAAGCAGCCGGCAAGCUUGUGUGAGGAGUGUUCAUAUUUUGUUUGUAAUCAAUGGAAAUAAUAUCUUUCUUCUCACUCUUUGAAUAAUCUAUCCAAGGAUUUUCUGUUUUUUGAA
Molecule: messenger RNA, 1651 nt
Organism: Populus nigra (black poplar)
Lineage: Eukaryota; Viridiplantae; Streptophyta; Magnoliopsida; Malpighiales; Salicaceae
Product: putative 12-oxophytodienoate reductase 11
Exons: 5
Coding region: 334-1431 (365 amino acids)
Molecular function (GO): oxidoreductase activity; FMN binding
Source: RefSeq, a predicted model, not a curated record